Messenger RNA from Sphaeramia orbicularis (orbiculate cardinalfish), 1223 nucleotides. RefSeq names its product TATA box binding protein like 2 (gene tbpl2). Lineage: Eukaryota; Metazoa; Chordata; Actinopteri; Kurtiformes; Apogonidae. Bases 48 to 986 code for a protein of 312 amino acids. Gene Ontology annotation, molecular function: DNA binding. Gene Ontology annotation, biological process: DNA-templated transcription initiation. The transcript has 8 exons. The record is from RefSeq and is a predicted model, not a curated record.
GCCCCUGGAGUCCUGGACCUGGUCUAGGCCCAGGUUCUGGACCUGUCAUGGACGAGUGUGCGCUGGAGCGAUACUUUGACGACUCGAUUGCGAAUGAAUCCAGCUUCACUUUGGGGGAGGAGCUUGACAGCCAAAGCCCUGCACACCCUGUACAUCCAGGUGAGGGGGCGGAGCCUAGUGGUGAGGUAAGGGCGGAGCUGGACCUAAGUUUCCUCCCAGAUGAACUUGGAAUGCAGGACGAGGCCGACACAGGUGACGCAGCAGCCAAUCAGACGGCAGUUCUGGACACAUCCCAGGACAGUGGCGUGGGCCUGGAAUUCAACUCCCAGGAUUCCACGGCGGCAGCAGCAGCUGGCCUUCCGCAGGUGUCGACAUCAUUAGGACAGGACAUACCCUUCUGCCCUAUGACCCCCAUGACCCCGGUGACCCCGGUGACCGAGAGAUCAGGCAUCAUCCCCCAGCUGCAGAACAUCGUGUCUACAGUGAACCUGGGUUGUCCUCUGAACCUGAAGUUCAUUGCAUUACAGGCAAGAAACGCCGAGUACAACCCCAAGCGCUUCGCCGCCGUCAUCAUGCGGAUCCGUGACCCUCGGACCACCGCUCUGAUCUUCAGUUCGGGAAAGAUGGUCUGCACCGGCGCCAAGAGUGAGGAGCAGUCACGGUUGGCGGCCCGGAAGUACGCCCGUGUGGUCCAGAAGCUGGGCUUCCCGGCCCGGUUCCUGGACUUCAAGAUCCAGAACAUGGUGGCCAGCUGUGACGUGUGCUUCCCCAUCCGCCUGGAGGGCCUGGUUCUGACCCACCAACAGUUCAGCAGUUAUGAGCCGGAGCUGUUCCCAGGUCUCAUCUACCGGAUGGUCAAGCCUCGGAUCGUCCUCCUCAUCUUUGUGUCGGGGAAGGUGGUUCUGACAGGGGCUAAAGAUCGAGCUGAGAUCUACGAGGCAUUUGAGAACAUCUACCCGAUCCUCCGAGGCUUCAGGAAGCAGUGAGGACAACCCCUAACCCCUGACCUCCAACCCCUGACCUUUGUGUUAGUGUGUACAUGGAUGAGUCAGUGUGUGUAUUCAUCUGUUGUGUGUUUUCUUUUGUUGCAUCAGAACGGUGAAUCUGAGUUGAUUCAACUGUUCUCAUCCAUCAAACCGGAUCAAUAAUGUUCAAACAUUAUUAUUAUUAUUAUUAUUAUUAUUAUUAUUAUUAUUAAUAAUAAUAAACUGUUCUGUUUUUCA